Molecule: messenger RNA, 910 nt
Organism: Olea europaea var. sylvestris
Lineage: Eukaryota; Viridiplantae; Streptophyta; Magnoliopsida; Lamiales; Oleaceae
Product: protein disulfide-isomerase SCO2-like
Exons: 3
Coding region: 32-844 (270 amino acids)
Source: RefSeq, a predicted model, not a curated record
UUAAAAAUUAAAAAAGGCGCACGUUAUAAAUAUGCGUCCACCAUUUCAAUUUUCUCUCGCAGCUCUACUGUUCUGCACUAGCCUCUCAACCCUAUCUUCACUCUUCCCGCUGCUCUGUUCUGCUGCACAAAUUUGUAAACAUAUAUACACGAAAACACUCAUCCAAUGCACGCGCAUAUAUGGUAAUUUGCAUAAAUUUAUGUUAUUUCGAAUGUUGCCAAUAAAACCUAGUUCAAUUUCCCCCCUCCCAAAACCACUGCCGGCAUUCCCCGUUCUCUGCCCUCCUCCUCCACCGACCACCGCCUUCCGCUGUCAAGCGACCGUAAAGAACACGUUCCCUCUAUGGUUGUUCAAUUUGACUGCUGCUUCCGACGCCGCUGGCAGAAUUGGACAAAGAUUGUCCGAUAAUAUUCGCGCCACCACUACGAGCAACAUUAAUGGCAAGAACUCGAAAAUAAAUGCGAAAGAGAAGUGGUCGCGCGACAGUGAGAGCUACUUGACUGACGAUGGAGAUGCCCUGCCUCUCCCGAUGACCUACCCUGGCUCCUCCCCAGUGUCGCCGGAGGAAAUCGACAAGAGGCUCCGGUGCGAGCCAGAGAUAGAGGAUUGCAAGCCAAUGGUUUAUGAAUGGACUGGAGUAUGUCGGAGCUGCCAAGGAACUGGACUAGUCAGCUAUUAUAACAAAAGAGGGAAGGAGACCAUCUGCAAAUGCAUACCUUGUAUGGGCAUUGACCUCAAUCACAAUGCCGACAUAUAUGUCUAUGCAGGAUAUGUGCAGAAGAUAACAGCACGCAAUGACAUUGAUGUGAUGGAGGACUUGGAUAGUAAUGGAAAACCACCUUGAUGUAGAUGCCAUUUUCACUUGUAACAUUUCAGAUGAAUAAGUCUUAUAGUUGCGCCAUUGAGGAGA